This is a messenger RNA of Hypanus sabinus (Atlantic stingray), 8328 nucleotides long. Its product is annotated as myosin phosphatase Rho-interacting protein-like. Gene Ontology annotation, cellular component: actin cytoskeleton. The coding region runs from base 2851 to 6075 and encodes 1074 amino acids. Gene Ontology annotation, biological process: actin filament organization. NCBI's taxonomy places the organism in Eukaryota, Metazoa, Chordata, Chondrichthyes, Myliobatiformes, Dasyatidae. The record is from RefSeq and is a predicted model, not a curated record. Gene Ontology annotation, molecular function: actin filament binding. The transcript has 25 exons.
AAUUUUAUUUAAUUUUAGAGUGGGAGAGUUAGUAUCGGGAUUUGAAGCAAACAGUGGUUUGAGGUAAGAAAUUAUAGUUAAUGAUAAGUUGGAAAGUAUCUAAAUUACACUGCUUUGCCUGCCAUUCUAGAGGAAGUUGUAACUGCGAAAGGGAUGUAUAAUAUACAAUUCUUUAUGAAGAUGCUUUCCUAAACAGUAAUUUUUGAAUUUUGGUUUUAGUUAGUUUAAUCAUAACAGUGAAGGUUUCCUUCAUUUCAAGAAUAAGCUAGCAUCAAGUAUAUUUACAAUGUUUGUAUUUUCCUUUAUCUUUUGACAGGCUAACGGCUUUUUCAUUCAGUUUGGAUUAGCAUGAGUUUGUGUUGGAGCUUUUGAUCUCUUGAUAUUGAUACUUAGUUCAAAGGCUGUUUCAGAGUUCUGUUGGAAAAUCCACUGGAGAGUAGGCUGUUAAAUUUUCGGGAGUUUCCAUUCCGAGUGAAAGAACCUGAAGUACAUUGAUUGGGUGUUGGAAAAAGAUGACACCAGUUUCAAGUUCAAGUUCAAUUGUCACUCAACCAUAGAUAUGAAUACAGCUAAACUAAACAGUGUUCCUCUCUAGGGCCACAGGACCAACAGUCACACAACAUAGUGGAAAACAUAGUUACAAAAAUAUUAAAAAGUAAUAAUAUAUCCGAUUCUUUGAGUGUCAUGGCCUGUUGAUUAUUGGUGCAUGUAUGCUGUCCUGGAACCAUGUUUCUGAAAGAACAACCUGCAGCAGUCCAACUUAACUCCCACCGAGUGGGAGGGACGAGCCUCCAACCCUGUGCAGAAUCCAGCAGGAUACAACCAACUUCAGUGUCUCCUGACUCAGCGGCUGCAAGGCACGAAUGAAGCCUAAUCUGUGCAGCUUGUGGCUCUCGCCAAAGAGCCAGUGAAUAGGACUUACAGUAUUCUACAUUACCAGUAUUUUCCAGGGUCCAAGUCAAUCACUUCCAUCCUUUUUGUGCACUGCCACUGCUGGUUCCUUCUUCUCUACGUGGUAGAAGCAGUCGGCAACACAGUGCACACCAGUUCCUGCUCUGUCACUAUCCAGCAACUCACUAGUGCAGUAAACCUGCAGUACUUGAUGUUCUUGAUAUCCAGCAGUGUCUUGCAAUGAUGAAAAGGGCAUAAAAUUUGAACAAUUGCACCUUUGGUUGGACCCAGAAAGGCUGCUGUGUCUGAGUGCGCUGCCAUCUUCCUGGAAACCAUAUAUCUUAUGUAAAAUUGUAAAUGUUUGCUGUUGGGAAUGGUGAAUAUUUAUUAUUUUAUUGAGACACAACACAAAAUAGGCCCUUCAAACCACGCCACCCAGCAAUCCCCAGAUUUAACCCUAGCCUAAUCAUGGGAUAAUUUUCAAUGAUCAGUUAACUGACCAACUGGGAAAUCUUUGGACUAUGGGAGGAAACCAGAGCGCUCGAGGAAACCCACAUGAUCACGGGGAGACCGUACAGACUCCUCACAUGCAGUGGCCAAUCUGAUCCAAAGAUUACCUCCAGGUCACUCCCGACACUCUUCCGUUUCAGCAGAUAGCCACAAUUAUUUAUUGUCCCAGGAUCUGCCUAUUUUCAGAGAUGGAGGACAGCCUGUGUAUCCUAAGGUAGUUGAGUUUGAUUGGUGGAGAUGUCCAGUUGUCUUGAAUACAGACAGACAUACUUUAUUGAUCCUGAGGGAAAUUGGGUUUCAUUACAGUCGCACCAACCAAGAAUAGUGUAGAAAUAUAGCAAUAUAAAACCAUAAAUAAUUAAAUAAUAAUAAGUAAAUUAUCCCAAGUGGAAAUUAGUCCUGAACCAGCCUAUUGGUUUAGGGUGUCUGACACUCCGAGGUAGGAGUUGUAAAGUUUGAUGGCCACAAGCAGGAAUGACUUCCCAUGACGUUCAGUUUUGCAUCUCAGUGGAAUGAGUCUCUGGCUGAAUGUACUCCUGUGCCUAACCAGUACAUUAUGGAGUGGAUGGGAGACAUUGUCCAAGAUGGCAUGCAACUUGGACAGCAUCCUCUUUUCAGACACCACCGUCAGAGAGUCCAGUUUCACCCCCACAACAUCACUGGCCUUACAAGUUUGUUGAUUCUGUUGGUGUCUGCUACCCUCAGCCUGCUGCCCCAGCACACAACAGCAAACAUGAUAGCACUGGCCACCAGAGACUGGUAGAACAUCCUCAGCAUCGUCCAGCAGAUGUUAAAGGACCUCAGUCUCCUCAGGACAUAGAGACGGCUCUGACCCUUCUUGUGGACAGCCUCAGUGUUCUUUGACCAGUCCAGACUGGAAGAAGAUUGGAAGUUGCAGAGACCACGAAGAACGUGACAUAGUUGUGAGAGAUGAGUCCGGGACCUGGCUCGGUCCCGGGCUGUUCUGGGUCCUGCUCUAGUCAGGUAGCUCCACAUCCGGCCUCACUCUGUUCCUUUUCCUGACCCGGUCUGUUCCGUGUUCCGCGUUGGUUCUUGCCCUGACCAGGUGGCUCCAGGUUGAGGUCGGUACUCACUCGUGCCCUCCUCCAGCGCUCUGUGCCUCCGGCUGACGAGAUCGGGCAAUGCGCAGGCGUUGUGUGUGGCGGGUCUGCUGUCGAGGUUUGGCGUUGUGUGCGGCGGAGAGUUCGUGGCCAGGAUCCCCUGCAGGAGGCUUGAGCGGCGCUGGUUGAGCAUUGAUCCCGUUCACAUCUUUAGAUUUCGCCGCCGCCUGGGAAUGCGGCGCGGUGGUCCGGACGGUGGCGAUUAGCGGGGUAGCCGCCGGUUAGCGGCCGGAGAGGGUGUCCCACCUCCGGCAGUUUCGCUGGCUCCGCCUGACAUCCAUGGGAGUUCCCCGGGCCCGGGCUCGUCUGGCCGCCGCUCUCUGGGACCAUGACCGCCAAAGAAACGGCAGCUUGCAGAAAGUUCCAAGCCAACGUCUUCAACCAGAGCAAGUGUCAGAACUGCUUCAAAGCCCGGCAGUCGCACCUGGCAUCCGACCAGGAUUUGAACCAGGCAAAGCCUAUAUAUGGGGGUUGGCUGCUCUUGGCUCCUGAAGGGACUGACUUUGAAAACCCAGUGCAGCGAUCAAGGAAAUGGCAGAGAAGGUUUUUUCUUCUGUACGAGCAUGGGCUACUACGUUAUGCACUGGAUGACUCUCCCACCACUCUUCCGCAAGGUACCAUCAAUAUGAAUCUCUCUACCGAUGUUACUGAUGGAGAGAGUAAGACAGCUCAGAAGAACUCUGUGUGUAUCAUAACACCAGAAAAACAGUACUUCAUUCGUGCAGAAAGUAAAGAGACCAUCAAUGGCUGGUUUGAAACACUGAUUGUGUAUCCACACACCAAUAAACAGAAUCAAAAGAAGAAACGGAAAGUGGAACCUCUUACACUUCAGGAACCUGGACCUGCUAAAGUUGCAGUUACCAGUAGCAGUAUACCAAGUGAUGAGAGAAUUCCUAGUACCAAGUCAACACUCUGGCAAGAAGAGUUUAAAAACAAGGAUCCACAUGUUGCCAGUACCCUGCCAAGAAGUUCUUCACAGACCCAGUCUCUUGGAUCAACAGCAAUACCCAAGGAAGCACAAGGUGUUGUUAAUGGUGACGAACUGGAUGGACAGGAGAAGAAACGUGUAGAGAGUGGCUACUUUUCUCUGGAGAAGCUGAAGCCUGACUCAAAGCAUUUAACCUCUUCACCUAGCAGCAACACCACUGACAGCUCUUCCCAGAGCUCUUUGGACUCCGAGACCAGUGAUGUUACAGUGAGCAUAGGAAGCUCAAACAGCAGGCUUGGGGAACAUCCAAGCCAGACCCCAGCUAAAAGGAUGAAACAGAACUAUGCUGCGUUUGCAGUUGUUCCCCGAGCCAGAAGGAUCAGCAACAAAGAAGCCUUUCAGGUUGAUGAGCAGCAUUUGCAAACUUGCAGCCCUGGUAGAAUGGAAGUGGACCGUUUAUUUGGACGUGAAAGGAGGAAGUCACAGGUCAUUGAACUCUUUGAGUCACUGGAGAUUGAGAGAGACCAGCAAAUGGAGUCCAAUUCCUCUUCUGAGUCUAAUGUUUGCAAUGGAAGACAUCGGGGUCGAAGUGAGAAGAGAUCUUAUCCAAGGAAAAGAGAUUUGCUCUGUGAAUCAAACCAGAUCAGCUCUUCCCCAGACAUUUCUACAGUGCCCAUUUCACAGUCUCGCAGGGCUAAGUCACUGGACAGGAGAACGAGUGAAUCGACAGUGACGCCAGACCUGCUGAAUUUUAAGAAAGGUUGGAUGACAAAACUCUCUGCAGAUGGCAAGUGGAAGAAGCAUUGGUUUGUUCUCAGUAACAAGGUUCUAAAGUAUUACCGUGAUUCUGCGGCAGAGGAGGCAGUGGAUUUAGAUGGGGAGAUUGAUUUAAGUGGCUGCUAUGAUGUGACUGAAUAUGAACUUCAAAGGAAUUAUGGAUUUCAGAUCCUAACAAAAGGGAAAGUGUACACGUUGUCUGCCAUGACGUCUGGAAUUCGCCGGAACUGGAUCCAGGCAAUAAUGAAAAAUGUUCAUCCUGCAGAUACUCCAGAUGUGACUAGAAGUUUGCCAGAGGAGAAGUUUAAAGUGAAAACUUUAUUUGAAGGUGUGUCUAGAAACGGAAGGCAGACACAGCAGACCUCCAUUGAUGGAACUAGUGUAGAAGUUGAACAAAAGAAAAGUAGGGCUUUGGAACGAAGGAAAGAAGGGCGUUCAAAAACAUUUGACUGGGCAGACUUUCGCUCAGGACAACGGGAGUCCCAUGGAGGAAAUGUCCGCAGAACUACUACUCUAUUCCUCAAAACUCUGUCUAAUUCUGAAAGAGACUUCCAGGACUUGGAGCUGGACCGUGCACGAAGGCGUGAGGAGAGACGUAAGCGAUUUGAAACAACUGCUCUUGACAAUGUGAACAAGAUGGAAGUGGAUACAUCCUUAUGCCAAGAACCUAAGAGUGUUAAUGUGGAAAUUGAAAAUCAGUGGCAACAAGUGGAAAGUACACCACUACGAGAGGAGAAGCAAAUUCCAAUUCACAUUGUGCAGCCUUCCAAUGAAGAUAGAUCUCCUUCACAGGAACUAACAUUAAUGCUAGAAGAGGAGUUGGAGAAGUUACAUCAGGAAGUCUCCAGGUUGCAUGAAGAAAAUAAAGAACUACAGAGGCAGUUGAAGGCUGCACGAGAAAGAGAGCAUAGUGCAAGGGAUGGUUAUGUUCUCCAGGCAACCUGUGAACGUGGUUUCACAGCAAUGGAAGAAUCACAUCAGAAGGUGAUUGAUGAACUACAAAAGCAACACCAGCGUGAACUGGAGAAACUAGAGCAGGAGAAAGAUCGCCUACUGGCUGAGGAAACUGCUGCAACUGUAGCUGCUAUUGAAGCCAUGAAGAACGCCCACAGAGAGGAGCUGCAGCGAGAGUUAGAGAAAACCCAUCGGUCACAGAUCAGUAGUGUGAAUGCAGAUAUAGAGGCUCUAGGCAGACAGCACAAAGAAGAAAUGGGUUCUAUGCAACGGGAGCUGCAAGUUCUAUCAGAACAGUACUCUCAUAAGUGUUUAGAAAAUGCUCAUUUGGCUCAAGCUUUGGAGGCUGAACGACAGGCACUUCAGCAGUGUCAGCGUGAGAAUCAAGAGCUAAAUGCCCACAACCAGGAACUAAAUAACCAUCUGGCUGCAGAAUUUGCACGAUUAAGAAUGUUGAUUAUUGGGGAGGAGAAGGAUGAGGGUGCUGGCUCACUCCUCUCAUUGGGGAAAGAUGUCUACGAACUUGAGGUUUUAUUGCGGGUCAAAGAAUCUGAAAUUCAGUAUCUGAAACAGGAAAUUAAUUCUCUGAAGGAUGAACUACAGUCUGCACUGAGGGACAAGAAGUAUGCUACAGAUAAGUAUAAAGGUAUCUACACUGAGUUGAGCAUUGUUCGAGCAAAAGCUGAUUGUGAUGUCAACCGAUUAAAAGAACAACUAAAGGUUGCCACUGAAGCAAUGGGAGAGAAGACAAUAAACCAUGAUGUUACUAGCUAUGAUAUCAUGAAAUCAAAAAGCAACCCUGACUUUUUGAAGAAGGACAAGUUGAGCUCUGGCAGGUCUUUGAGGUCCCUGAGGUCAAAGUCUGUAAUAGAAUGGGUCUCAUGGGAAAGAUGAAAGAUGCAAGUAUCAAGUUUGCUAUUAUAGUCUGAAAGAAGGUCUCACAGUGCAAGAGCGGAUGAAACUAUUUGAACCCCAGGAAUAAGAAGCGAAUGCUACAUCAUUGCCUCAGGCCAUAUCUACACCUUCACAGUAAAGAAACUGCCUCACAUUAAUAAUAAUCCUACAGAGAACACAUCCUUGUUCUUUCUGACUUUGCACUUCAGUCCUGAAUGUGAACACCUAAUAUAUAAAAGUUCAUAAGCCUAACCUUAAAGUUGCACUUAGUGUGGUGUUGUAUAGUAAAGGCUCUCUGAAGUAAACUAAUUUUUUUUUAAAUGGCUUUGUCUAUAAGGGAAGAACUUCCUGUACAACUGUUUUUAACCAGGUAGAAGACAGGUGGUCAAAUAAACAUUAGGUUCAGGCAAAAUCAACAGAGCUUUUCUAACUUUCUCAGGUGAUUUUUUGUUUUCUCAUUCACUUGCCAAUAGACCAUCCAGAUCAAAGCUAUGGGAUAACUAGUGAAGUGACGAGGCAGAUGGACAUAGAACUCAGAAAAUGCUUUUCUUUUUGUAUAAUGGUGUUGGGCAAAGGAUCAGCUCCAGUUGUAAACUAUUUCUCUUGGAUCUCACCACAACGUUCUCUCUAUAAAUGGAUGUACAAAAAGAUGACCUUUCAACUCCCAACAUUUCAGAUUAGCUGAACAUGGGAGUAAAGCAUUGAAUGAAAAGAGCAAAGAUUAAAGCAGGAGAUUGGUGCCAAUAAACAGGGAAGCCAGAGAGGGUCCAGUAGUGCUUCAUAUAGCUUAAUAAAUAUGUCUCUGAGUUAACAUUCUGGGGAUUUGUUUUUAAUUCAUUCACAAUAUGUUGCCUAUAUUUUUUGUUGCUUCCUAAUUGGCUCUGAAGUUUAUCAGCUACUGCCUUGAUUGGUGCAAUCUAUUUUAUUAAGGAAUUCCCAGAGUUUUAGGUACAGAAUUUUUGUGAUUCUGACCCCACCCCAUACAAAAAAAAACAUAUUUUCAAGUCAGAACAUUGUGCUAGUAAAAGUAUCUUGAAUUAACAGUGUUUGCAGAUUCCUAUGUCCUGGAUUUUCUCAAGGACAAUGUUAGUGCUAAAUUAACUAACUAAAUUCAUUCCAUUACAUUUCAACAAAUUCCUGAUGAAAUGCUACCAAAUGACAGACAACAGUUACAGAUGUUUUGAAUAAAAAUAACCAUGGAAUGGUACGAUUGUUAUUCAUCUAUGCUAAAAUUCUAUCAAGUGUUUUCUGUACGUGUGUGGACUGCUUCAUUAUUUACAAAUGCGAAAGUGCAACCAAGAGUGGACAUACUCACCUUUAACAUGGAGGGAAUUGGCUGGACCAUUGAAGGCCCUAAUAAUAUCCUAUAGCAAUGUCUGGAGCUGAGAUCUCCUAACAAAUGCAACUAAUUUCCUUUGUGCCAAGUAUGUGUCCAGUGAAGUAAUUUUACCAAUUCUUAAUUUCUUUUAAAUUUUUGGAGUUAUCCUAAUCUAAUGAGUGCAUUUUAAUCUGCCAGUAUGGCUCUACAAUGUAAAUCUUUAUUCAUUUGAAAAUGGAAAAUUCAUUGUAUUGAAGAACAAUCAGCCUUUUCUCAAACUAAUAUAGCUAAAUUGAUGAGAAAAAUGAGGUGAAUGGAAUAACUUGAGAAACAGUUCUACAUCUGUACUGUGCUUGAUAGACUAGUAGGAGCUUAACAUUAAUGAUCUGUGAGUUUCCUGAUGCAGGAAUGCUUGACACCAGUGAGUCCCAAAUUAAAAGCAAUAAACCAAGGAACACUUGAGCAUUGUCUGGGGCUGGGAUGCUUUAUUUUUUUUUAAACAACUGCAUUUGUUUUAUCUCCAAAUUAAAAAUAAUUAAUAUUAAAACUUGAUGGUUUGAGGUAAUUUCUUUAGAUCAAAUUCUGAAGUAUUCAGCUCUUUAAUAACUGAACAUGAGGCAUAAACCACUGACAUAUCACUAAGCUUGCACUGCAGUAGCUGAGAAAAAAACUAGUGAAACAUACACUGCAUUAAUUCCUGAUAUUGUAACUUGACUUACAUACUUUAAACUAUUAUAGAAAAUGCUGCACACACUAUGUUAUGCUUGUGAGUUAUUUAUGGAAGCACUGCAUUCCAAUGUUCAGGUGUACUUUCUGCCCAGACACCACUGAUCUGUUGCUAUUUCCUUGUGGUCUGUGGCAGUGAACUUUGAAGGGCCACGGUCAGAAAUUGUAUUUGUAGUGAGUGAUAAAUAAAUGUACAUUGUGGUUCUGUA